Molecule: messenger RNA, 3012 nt
Organism: Closterium sp. Yama58-4
Lineage: Eukaryota; Viridiplantae; Streptophyta; Zygnematophyceae; Desmidiales; Closteriaceae
Source: the annotation of a GenBank genome assembly
AUGGCGCAGCGCGUCGAGCAAAACCCUAGUCCGUGCAGCAGCAGCAGAGCCGGCCGAUGCUACCCCCAGCAGGGGCUCCGGCGGAAGCGUUUUCGAUACGCCGUUUGCGGCGCAAUUAUCGUCGGUUCUGCCGGCGUGGGGUUCGCGGCCGGCAGCAAGUUUCAGCCGCCUGUGGGACAGGUGGCUGGUGCCGUGGUGCUCGGCGCGCUUGGUGCGGGAGCCGCGCACGUGGUGAACUCGGCGAGUAAGGAGGUCGCUGCGGCGGACUUGCACAAUACGCUUGUGCGUUUAUCGGAUCCUCUUCAACUGAGACGAGGCGAGGCUGCGGAUAUUGCAAAUAAGUAUGGCGUGAGUCUGGAGGACGAGAGGUACCGGGCGGAAAUGAAGGAUCUCUACGAAAAAUUUGUGUCGUCUGUGAUUCCGCCCGGCAACGAGCCGCUGAGGGGCGACGAGUCGGAUCUGAUUUCGCGCUUCAAGGCGUCGAUGGGCAUCGAGGACGAGGAUGCCGCUGCGGCUCAUAUCGAGGUGGGGCGGCGCAUCUUCCGCCAGAGGCUGGAGACGGGCGACAAGGAGGCCGCCUUCGAGGAGCGACAGGCGUUUCAGAAGCUGGUGUACGUGUCGAAUCUGGUGUUUGGCGAGAAGUCCAAGUUCCUGCUGCCGUGGAAGCGCAUCUUCAAAGUGAGCGAUGCGCAGGUCGACAUCGCCGUGCGCAACAACUCGCAGGCGCUGCUGCAGGCGCAGCUCGACGCCACCAAAGGAGAUUUCACCGUGGAGAAUCUCAAGGAGCUCCGCGCGAUGCAAAAGAAGUACAAGCUCUCGGACGAUCUUGCUGCGGACAUGGUUCGGGCAGAGGCUCGGAAGCGAGUGGAGGAGUACAUCAACGAGGCACUAGAGGUGCUCAAGGCGCGCACACGCGUCAAGGACACGGCCAAGGUGGUGGAUGAUCUGGACGCCAUGAGGGCGUACAACGCGCAUCUGGCUGCCCUUGCCAAGGCUGCUGGUCCUGCUCCUGCCCGGCAUCGGCCCUGUCUCUGUCUUCGGUGGGCCUCUCUGCGCUGCCUGCCUGCUCUGCUUCCCCCUCUUCCCCCUCUUCCCCCGACCCCACCUUCCUUACCCCCCUUCCCCCGACCCCCCCUUCCCCACCUUUUUAUUUCCUUUUUGCAGAUGGACGAUCUGAAGCUGCUCUACAAGACGUACCUCGCUGAGGCCCUCAAUGCUCCGCGCCUCACCUCCGCCCAGACUGAAGCACUGGCAGAGCUGAGGAAUACCUUUGGGAUGGGCAAGAGGGAGGCGGAGGAGGCGUCAGACGAGGUGACGCGCAAGGUGUACCGCCGCAAGCUGGCGAACCUCGUGACCGGCGGCGAACUGGACCGGGCGGCCAGCAAGGCGGAGGUGCUGCAGGAGCUCUGCGACUCCAUGAAGUUCGACCCUGAGAAGGCUGCCCAGAUUCAUGAAGAGAUCUACCGGCAGAAGCUGCAGCAGUGUCUGGCGGACAAGUCUCUGAGCGACGACGAUGUAGCAGCACUCAACAGGCUGCGCGUGCUGCUGUGCGUGCCCAAGGCGGCAGUGGACCAGGCGCAUGGGGACAUCUGUGGAGGUAUCUUCACCAAGGUGGUGGACGAUGCCAUCGGCGCCGGCAUCGACGGCUAUGAUGGCGACAUGAGGGAUGCUGUCAGGGCCGCUGUCAAGGGGCUGCGCCUGCCUCUACAGUCUGCUUUGGAUAUCGCUACCAAAGCGGUCCGAGCUGUGUUCCUCACCUACAUCAAACGCGCCCGCGGCACCAUGAGCCGUGCAGAGGGAGCGAGGGAGCUGAAGAAGAUGGUCAUCUUCUCCAACCUCACCGUCUCCCAACUGCUCGACGACAUCCGAGGCAAGACCGACGAGCCUGCCGCCAAGCCUGCAGGCUCGGCAGCCACCGGCGAAGGCUCGGGCCCAGCCGUGACAGCCGAGGCAGAUAAGGAGGAGGAGAAGGAGGCAGAGGAGGAGUAUGAUGAUGAGAUGCCUCUGCUGCAGUCUAUGCGCAAGACGAAGGGGAAGCAGAAGGAGGGCAAGGCUCAGAAGGAAGUGUCUGUGAAAGAGGACUUAGAUCUGAGGGAACGGCUUGACCUAUACAAGUCUUUCCUGCUGUUCUGCCUGCAAGGGGAUACCACCGGCAUGCCCAUGGGAACAAGCCUCACUGUCCAGAGGGACACUUCGGAUUUUAUCCGCCUGUCUCAGCUGGGGGAUAUUCUCGGGUUGACCCCUCAGGAGGUGUCGUCUGUGCAUCAGGGGUUGGCAGAGCAGGCGUUUAAGGUGCAAGCACAGACGCUGCUGGCCGAUGGGCAGCUGACCAAGGCCCGUGCGGAACAGCUUAAGAUCAUGCAGCGGGAAUUAGGUCUCCCGGACGCUGCUGCGCAGAAGGUGGUGCAGUCUAUAACGAGUACGAAGAUGGCGGGCGCGAUCGACGCGGCGAUCAAAGCCGGGCGGCUGAGCGUGGACGAAGUGAAGCAGCUGAAGGAGUCCGGGGUGGAUAUUGGCAGCAUGGUGGCUGAAAAGGUUCGCCUGCAGAUGUAUACCAAGCUCGUGCAGAAGGAGUUUGACAAGGGCUCGGGGGAGUUUGAUGAGAAGGAGCUGCUGGAGAAGCUGCCUGGGGAUCUGGGGUUGGAUGAGGAGGUGGCGCGGAAGACGGUGAAGGAGAUUGCGAGGGAGCGGCUCAAGGGGUCGCUGGUGCUGGCCGUUUCGAACCUCCGGCAGAAGAAGCCCGACCUAGUUGUGGCGGUGUUGAACAACAUGUUGGCGUGUGACAAGGCAGACUCGGCAACGGAGGCGCUGAAAUGGUCAGUGAAGGAGGAGCUGCUGGACCUCUACUCGCUCUUCCUCAGCAAGCAUGAUGCUCAGAGCAGCGCUGCCGCCCGCAUGCGAGAGCUCCUCGGGAUUGACGAUGCCACGGCUGCUUCGCUCUCGGAGAUUGUGUCCAAGGGAGGGUUCAACCUGGACUUGGACUCUUCUGUGGAGGAGAACUUUGUGUUUUAG